This is a messenger RNA of Chionomys nivalis (European snow vole), 1317 nucleotides long. RefSeq names its product carboxypeptidase A6 (gene Cpa6). The transcript has 11 exons. Gene Ontology annotation, molecular function: zinc ion binding; metallocarboxypeptidase activity. The coding region runs from base 1 to 1317 and encodes 438 amino acids. The record is from RefSeq and is a predicted model, not a curated record. Gene Ontology annotation, biological process: proteolysis. Lineage: Eukaryota; Metazoa; Chordata; Mammalia; Rodentia; Cricetidae.
AUGAAGUUCCCCGGGAAGCCCAGCAGCCACACAGCUGCUUCUCUGCCUCUUUGCUGGCUCCUUUUGAAGAUUCUGCCGCUGGGAGACUGUCACCCUUAUGACAAUCGCUAUGCUGGUGAUAAGGUGAUAAGGCUCACACCCAAAACUGAAGAGGAAGCCUUCGCACUCAAGAGCAUCUACCACCGACUUCAGGUGGACCUGUGGCAGCCCAGCAGUAUCUCCUAUGUGUCAGAGGGGACAGUCACCGAUGUCCAUAUUCCCCAAAAUGCUUCCAGAACCCUGUUAGCCUUCCUCCAGGAAGCCCGCAUCCAAUACAAGGUCCUCAUAGAAGAUCUUCAGAAAGCUGUGGAAAAUGAAAAGAGCCUACAAACCCAGAGAAACAGAAGGUCCCUGUCUGAAUACAACUAUGAGGUGUAUCACUCCUUAGAAGACAUUCAGGACUGGAUGCACCAUCUGAACCAAACUCAACCAGGCCUCGUUCAGGUGUUCUCCAUCGGGAGAUCGUAUGAAGGAAGACCUCUCUUUAUUCUACAGCUGGGCAAAAAAUCACGAGCCUACAAAAGAGCUGUCUGGAUAGACUGUGGCAUUCAUGCAAGAGAAUGGAUUGGUCCUGCCUUUUGUCAGUGGUUCACAAGAGAAGCCCUUCUGACCUACAAGACUGACCCAGCCAUGAGAAAAAUGUUGAAUCAUCUCUACUUCUAUAUCAUGCCUGUGUUUAAUGUCGAUGGGUACCAUUUCAGCUGGACACACGAUCGAUUCUGGAGAAAGACAAGGUCCAGAAACUCUAGGUUUCGCUGCCGCGGAGUUGAUGCCAAUCGCAACUGGAAGGUGAAAUGGUGUGAUGAAGGAGCCUCUGCACACCCUUGUGACGACACUUACUGUGGUCCUUUCCCGGAAUCUGAGCCGGAGGUGAAGGCUGUCGCAGACUUCCUUCGGAAACACAGAAAACGCAUUAGAGCCUACCUGUCCUUUCACGCCUAUGCACAGAUGCUGCUGUAUCCCUACUCUUACAAACACGCAACCAUCCCCAAUGUCAGCUGUGUGGGAUUCGCAGCUCACAAAGCAGUGAAGGCACUCCGGUCGGCACAUGGGACUCAGUACAGACAUGGCCCUGCCUCCCAAACGCUGUACGUAAGUUCCGGUAACUCGAUGGAUUGGGCUUAUAAAAAUGGAAUACCCUACGCAUUUGCUUUUGAACUGCGAGACACCGGGCAAUUUGGAUUUCUACUGCCAGAGAAGCUCAUUAAACCGACCUGCACAGAGACCAUGCUGGCCGUGAAGAACAUCACAAUGCACCUGCUAAGGAAGUGUCCCUGA